Molecule: messenger RNA, 2014 nt
Organism: Oryza brachyantha (malo sina)
Lineage: Eukaryota; Viridiplantae; Streptophyta; Magnoliopsida; Poales; Poaceae
Product: protein disulfide isomerase-like 1-5
Exons: 12
Coding region: 139-1737 (532 amino acids)
Biological process (GO): protein folding; response to endoplasmic reticulum stress
Cellular component (GO): endoplasmic reticulum
Molecular function (GO): protein disulfide isomerase activity
Source: RefSeq, a predicted model, not a curated record
AGCUCGCCAUUUCUUCGAUCUCCACUCCUUCUCCACCACCUCCUCCUGCUGCUCGUGGCGUCGCGUGGAGCUCGUGGUGCUCUAGAUCUACGAGGAGGAGGAGGAGCAGGAGGAGGAGGGCUUCUUUGGUCGAGUGUGAUGAGGGCGCGACGGGUUCUUGCGGCGGCGCUGCUGCUCCUGCUGGCCGGCGCGGCGGCGGCGCGGCUCGACCUGGACGACGACGGGGACGACUCGGAGGUGCUGGACGAGCUGCUCGCGGUGGACGAGGAGGAGGAGAGGGGGGAGCUCGACGGAGGGGGGAAGGCCGCGGGCGCGGAGGCGGUGCGGCGGGCGCAGUCGAUGGUGCUGGUGCUCGACAACGACAACGCGCGCCGCGCCGUGGAGGACAACGCGGAGCUGCUCCUGCUUGGUUACGCGCCGUGGUGCGAGCGCAGCGCGCAGCUCAUGCCGCGGUUCGCGGAGGCAGCCGCGGCGCUGCGGGCCAUGGGGAGCGCCGUCGCCUUCGCCAAGCUCGACGGGGAGAGGUACCCCAAGGCCGCCUCCGCCGUCGGGGUCAAGGGGUUCCCCACCGUCCUCCUCUUCGUCAACGGCACCGAGCACCAAUUCACUGGCCUCCACACCAAAGACGCGAUAGUUACGUGGGUAAGAAAGAAGACUGCCGCACCGGUUAUUAGACUUCAGUCAAAGGAUUCCGCUGAGGAAUUUCUCAAAAAAGAACAAACCUUUGCUCUUGGCCUGUUCAAAAAUUUUGAGGGCGCAGAAUAUGAAGAAUUCAUUAAAGCAGCAACCUCGGAAAAUGAAGUACAAUUUGUAGAAACCAAUGAUAGGAAUGUGGCCAAAAUUCUUUUUCCUAGCAUUGCAUCUGAAGAUCAAUUCCUGGGCCUUGUGAAAAGUGAGCCAGAGAAGUUUGAGAAGUUCGAUGGAGCAUUUGAAGAAAAAGCAAUAAUACAGUUUGUGGAGCUUAACAAGUUCCCACUAAUUACUGUAUUCACUGAUCUCAACUCUGGUAAAGUUUAUGGAAGCCCUAUUAAGCUGCAGAUCUUCACCUUUGCAGAGGCUUAUGAUUUUGAAGAUCUUGAAUCUAUGAUCCAAGAGGUUGCCAGAGAAUUCAAAACAAAGAUAAUGUUUAUAUAUGUGGAUACUGCUGAAGAAAAGCUUGCAAAACCAUUCCUGACUCUCUAUGGACUUGAACCCGAAAAACCCACUGUCACAGCAUUUGAUACCAGCAAAGGUACCAAAUAUCUGAUGGAGGCAGAAAUUAAUGCGAAUAACCUACAGGACUUCGCUAGAGACCUCGUGGAGGGUACACUCCCACCAUACUUCCGAUCAGAACCAAUACCAGAAGAAAAGGGACUUAUUGAAAAGGUUGUUGGCCGUACAUUUGAUUCUUCAAUUCUAGAAAGUCCUCACAAUGUGUUCCUUGAGGUUCAUGCACCUUGGUGUGUUGACUGUGAGGCCAUAAGUAAAAACGUGGAGAAGUUGGCCAAGCAUUUCAAUGAUUUGGACAAUACGAAUCUUAAAUUUGCACGCAUGGAUGCUUCUGUGAAUGAACAUCCCAAAUUGCAGAUAAACAACUACCCGACUCUAUUGCUAUAUCCUGCCCAAGACAAAAGCAAUCCGAUAAAAGUUUCAAAGAAAUCAAAUCUGAAGGACAUGGCAAAAUUCAUCAAGGAGAAGCUGCAGAUUUCAGAUGCUAAAACAGUAGCUGCUUCUGACAAUGCCAAGGAUGAGCUAUAGUAGAUUACUCAUAGAGCUUUUGAAAUCAUAGCAUCCUCGAUUGAUAUAAUUAUUUUACCGACAUGUUUGUCUUGGGCUUGAAAUUGUACCUUGAGGGAGAAGGAAAUAGGAUAGAAAAUGACCAAAUGAGCAUUUAAAUUGAACCAUAUAUGGAUUGUCCAGGUUUACUUCUCAUAGCAGAACGUGUUCCUUUCAAAAAUGAUUUACUACACAUGCCAAGUUGUUAAUAACAUGAUUCAUUUGUCGCUUUUGUUUGCCUGUUGAGCUGUUACUCCAA